Molecule: messenger RNA, 2642 nt
Organism: Cicer arietinum (chickpea)
Lineage: Eukaryota; Viridiplantae; Streptophyta; Magnoliopsida; Fabales; Fabaceae
Product: histone-lysine N-methyltransferase, H3 lysine-9 specific SUVH3-like
Cellular component (GO): nucleus
Molecular function (GO): histone methyltransferase activity; zinc ion binding; double-stranded DNA binding
Source: RefSeq, a predicted model, not a curated record
GGAAGCAAAAAAUAAAAUGUAGAAAAUAUUUCGUAAUUCCAAAAGACAACUCACUCUCAUCGUUCAUUCUUUCACAAUUGCUUCUCUUCCCAGUUUCUCUUCUUCUCCAUUUGAAGCUUCAACCGCUACUCAAGUUUAGGGUUUAUGAUGGAAGACAACACCGUUCAUGCAUCAGAUUCAGUUGACAAAUCUAAGAUUAUAGAAGCAAAACCCUUGCGUAGUUUAGCUCCUGUGGUUCCAAAAUGUAUUCAAUCUUUUUCCUCUGGUAAUUAUCCAUAUGGGUUUCCUCCAUUUUAUUCAUUGGAGAAACCCCAUGAAAAUCCUAUUCCAAAAGGAGCUCAAGAAACUCAUGUUAAUGCCACAGCAACAGAAGAAGAUACUCCUGUUGAUGCUAAAGUAACUAAAGAAAGUCCUGUUGCUGCUAAAGCGACUCCAAUUAGGUUCUACAAGAGUUCACAUGAUGAAGAGGUGAACACACAAGCCGAUGGAGAUGUCGGUUUGGAGGGGUUGAAUGGUGACUUAGAUGAUAAACGGAAGCGCUGUGCGAAGAAUGUACAGAACUGCAAGGAGUUUCUUAAAAGGAAUAAGAAAAAUCGGGAGACGCAGGGUGACGAUUCGAGUUCUUCGGUUGGUAUUAGUCCAUUGUUAAAAGAUGACGGUGAUCGGGAAACGGUUACUCAUGUGCUCAUGACUUUUGAUUCGAUUCGGAGAAGGCUAUGCCAACUUGAAGAGUCGAAGGAAUUGAGUUCAGUGCUUGCUAUCAAGCGUGCGGAUCUCAGAGCAAGCAAUGCCUUGACGUGCAAAGGGGUUCGGACAAAUAUGAGGAGAAGAGUAGGAGAGGUACCUGGGAUUGAGGUUGGAGAUGUUUUCUUUUUCCGAAUGGAAAUGUGUCUUGUGGGUUUGCAUGGUCAGUCAAUGGGUGGAAUUGACUACACGAAUAUUAAGGAUGAGGCUCAGGAGGAACCUGUGGCGUUAAGUGUUGUUUCUUCGGGAGUAUAUGAUGACGAUACUGAAGAUAAUAAUAUUUUAAUUUAUAGUGGCCAAGGUGAGAAUUUCAACAAAAAAGAUAAGCAUGUGACUGAUCAGAAGCUUCAAAGGGGUAAUCUUGCUUUGGACAAAAGUUCGCAAAGGCACAACGAAAUUCGAGUCAUCCGCGGCUUGAGAGAUGCUAUGAAUAGAAGUGCAAAAAUCUAUAUGUAUGACGGUUUGUAUAAAAUCCAAGAUUCUUGGAUCGAAAGGGGAAAAUCUGGUGGUGGUGUAUUUAAGUAUAAGUUGGUAAGGUUGCCUGGACAACCGAGUGCUUUUGCGGCUUGGAGAUUGGCUCAAAAGUGGAUGGCUGGUUCGUCUUCAAGGAAUGGUUUUAUUCUUGCUGACCUCUCCACAGGAGCUGAAAGUAUUCCGGUAUCGCUCGUCAAUGAUGUUGAUGGUGAGAAGGGUCCUGCUUUUUUCACUUAUUUCCAGUCUCUCAAAAAACCAAAAUCUUUUGGUAUAGUGCAGCCUUCUUUAGGCUGCCAUUGUAACAAAGCAUGUGUCCCAGGUGAUUUGAACUGCUCUUGCAUUCAAAGAAAUGGAGGCGAUUUUCCUUAUGCUGCAAAUAGUAUUCUGGUGGGCCGGAAGCCACUGAUUCAUGAAUGUGGCCCUAUGUGUCAGUGUUUUCCUAACUGCAAAAAUCGAGUAUCCCAGACUGGUAUAAAACAACACAUGGAAGUGUUCAAAACAAAGAAUAGAGGGUGGGGGCUACGAACCCUCGAUCCAAUACGUGCCGGUAGCUUUAUUUGUGAGUAUGCAGGAGAAGUUAUUGACAGAGCCAAGCUAUGUCGGAACACCGAAGGAGAUAGAGAUGAAUAUGUUUUUGAUACAAGCCGUAUAUAUGAACCAUUCAAGUGGAAUUAUGAACCUAGCUUAUUGGAAGAUAUAAGUUCAAAAGUAUCGAGCGAAGAUUAUACUAUACCAUCGCCUCUAAUUAUAAGUGCCAAGAAUGUUGGAAAUGUGGCUAGAUUUAUGAAUCAUAGUUGCUCCCCAAAUGUGUUUUGGCAGCCCAUCCUAUAUGCAGAAAACAAUCAAUCCUUUAUUCACAUUGUGUUUUUCGCCCUUAGACAUAUUCCUCCGAUGGCAGAGUUAACAUAUGAUUAUGGAAUUGUCCCUGAUGGUCAUGCUAAGGGUAGUAGUGCACCCAGAGGGAGAAAUAAAUGCUUUUGUGGAUCAGCGAAAUGCCGUGGUUUCUUUGGAUGACAUUUUAUUGCAGUUGCUCCUAGAUAGUCAUGGUGAUUGGAAGUCUAUUCAUGGCUAAAAUAGACAGAUAAAGAAUCCAAUGUCAAAAUCCAUCCAAAUAUCAUUGUGAAGGCAAAUUUUAUUUUUUGGCUCUGAUUGGAUUACCCUGCCCCAUGCCUAAUUUUAAGGGCAAAAUUUUGGUGAGUUGAAUGGUAUGAGCACUUGAAGGUAUCAUCAACAUGUAGAUACUUGUCCUGUGGAGUAUUGACUUGGAUUUUGUCGUAAUGUAGUAGUUAAUGUUGAUUUUCAUUAGAAGGCUAAUGUUGUAUUUUACAUCUGGGAUAGUAGAAACCAAUUUGUUAAACCAUGCUGUGUAUCUUAUUCCUAUAUGUAUGGAUCUGAUGAGUUUUUUACAUAAAAAUAUUUUCAAA